UGCGGGCUUCCCGGGCGGCGGCGGCGGGGCCGGAGCGGCGCGGCAGAGGGGGCAAGACCAGGGCAGGAGGGAACCGGCCGGCCGGCAGCGCCCUGCACAACCAGCAAAGAUGCUAUCCUUGCGGCUGCACACGGGCCACGAAAAGGCUGAGCUGCAGGAGCUCAACGCCCGGCUCUACGACUAUGUGCGCCGGGUGCGGGAGCUGGAGCGCGAAAACCUGCUCUUGGAGGAGGAGCUGCGCGGCCGGCGCGGGCAGGAGGGACUGGUAGCCGAGGGGCAGGCCCGCUGGGCCGAGGAGGCGCGCUGCUUGCGGCAGCAGCUGGACGAGCUGAGCUGGGCCACGGCGCUGGCCGAGGGAGAACGCGAUGCGCUGCGGCGCGAGCUGCGGGAGCUUCAGCUGCGGGCUGAGGAGGCGCGCGCUGCCCGCCGCCGCCUGGACACCGAGCUGAGCGCUGAGCGGCGCGAACUGCAGGAGGCUCUGGGCGCUCGCGCGGCCCUUGAGGCGCUGCUGGGCCGGCUGCAAGCCGAGCGCCGUGGCCUCGACGCGGCCCAUGAGCGCGACGUGCGGGAACUUCGCGCGCGCUCAGCCGGCCUGACCCUGAGCUACAGCGCCCGCGCCACCGGCCCCGUCGCGCCCCCGCAGCGCCUGCAAGAAGUGCACGACAGUUACACGCUGCUGGUGGCCGAGUCGUGGCGGGAGACCGUGCAGUUGUACGAGGAUGAAGUGCGCGAGCUGGAGGAGGCACUGCGGCGCAGCCAGGAGAGCCGGCGCCAGGCCGAGGAGGAGAGGCAGCUGUGCGCGCAGGAGGCGGAGGCGCUGCAGCACCAGGCGCUGGAGUUGGAGCAGCUCCGCGCGCUACUGGAGGAUGAGCUGCUGCGGAUGCGCGAGGCCUACGAGCUGCAGGCCGAGGAGCGGCAGAGUGUGAUCACCCACCUGGAGGAUGAGAAGGCCGCCCUCACCUUGGCCAUGGCCGACCGGCUGCGGGACUACCAGGAGCUCGUGCAGGUGAAGACCGGCCUCAGCCUGGAGGUGGCAACCUACCGAGCCUUAUUGGAAGGAGAACGUAAUCCAGAGAUAUUGAUCUUGACUGAGCGCAUCGAAAACCUGCCACGAGAGUUCAGAAACACGUCCUAUCGAUAUACCGACUCGGCGUUACAGAGGGAAAAUGAAAGAAACCUGUUUCUGAGGCACAAGGCACCUUCCGGGAGCUUCCCUCGCAGCUGGGCUCGGCCCGCGUCGCGGACAGCUGUUGGAAGCGCUUCCGGGAGACGCUUCCUGGGCCCAGGAUAUCCUCCUCUUACCACCUCCUGGCGGGAGGACGCUUACGAAAAAAUGGCCAACCGUCAAGCCAGCUUCAGGACUUUCUCUCCAAUGUCCGGGCUUGCAAGAAAUACUGAAGUUCAAGUGCAAACAUUCCCUAGUAGACCAAGACCGGAAGGUACCAAGGCUGGUGGUUUAGCCCGAGAGUCCACCCUCUCCCGGGAGUCAUACCGGGGAUGCAGGGACAAUGGGGUGGCAGGUGCUUCCGAAAGCACCGGGUCCAAUGAGAGGAGUGUCGUUUGGGGAAGGAAAACAGAAGCUCAAGGCAUUGCGGAGCAGGAGAGAAACAGAGCAAGAACCACCCACACGAAGCGAGAAGAGAAACUGUUCGAUUCUAAGGAGAAGGCUUCAGAGGAGAGAAACCUGCGGUGGGAGGAGCUGACGAAGUUAGAUAAAGAAGCGAGAAUGAGGGAGACCCAGCAAAUGAGGGACAAGGCGCAAGGGGAGGAGUUGCUGAAGGAGAAACGUGUAAGAGAGAGAGAGAUACCGAUCAGUCUAGAAGUAUCGCGGGGCGGCACAGCGGAGGGAACCGCGAAAGGCGCCCAGACCCCCCGACAGAAGGACGCGGGUGGUGGUGUUCCAGGCACAGGGGUGGACACGAGAGAGACGCGGUUCAGGUUGGACACCAGGGACGCCACGGGCUCUCUGAAAGGUGAUUCCAUGACCGAAACCAUAGCAGAAAGUAUCGUGUCCAGUGUCCUGAAGCAGUUCACCCAGUCUCCUGACAUGGAAGUGUCUGCGGAUUCUUUUCCGGACACAAAAGUCACGUAUGUGGGCAGGAAAGAGCUACCUGGUGGCAAGAAAACAAAGACGGAGAUCGUGGUGGAGUCGAAGCUGACCGAGGAAAUCGACGUGACCGAUGAGGCUAGCCUGGACUACCUUUUGGGCAAGGAUGUGAAGGAUAAGGUUGGGCUGAAAGGAAAAUCCACUGAGCAGAUGAUAGGAGACAUCAUCAGCCUCGGUCUGAAAGGAAGGGAGGGGAGAGCAAAGGUGGUCAACGUGGAGAUCACCGAAGAGCCCAUGAGCUCUGUGGGGGACAGGGAGGCCCAUGAGUUUUCAACCCCGUUCCAAGUGGAGGAGGCUGACGAUGCGUCCCCGGGCUCCAAGGGGCUUGUUGAGGAGGAAGGUUAUGGAGAAACAGAGGUCACGUUCUCAGCAAGUCAACUGAAGAAGACCAAGCUGUCCCAAGAGAACGUAACUCAUGUUGAAGAAGUGACAGAGGCAGGUGACUCAGAGGGAGAGCAGAGCUAUUUUGUGUCGACCCCUGAUGAGUCCCCGGAGCAUGACAUCGGGCGUGACAGAGAUGAAGGCUCCGUGUAUGGGCAGAUCCACAUUGAAGAAGAAUCCACCAUCAGGUACUCCUGGCAAGAUGAAAUCGUGCCGGUGUCUCGGCGAAAACAGGCGAGGGACCAUGUGUUGGGAGAGAAGGUGGUGGAGCCGCCGGCUGUUCCAGAACCUUCUCCGGAGGGGCACGUGGGUUCUCCGCAUUGGAUAGAACAAACCAGCAGCGGCGAAUUUCAUGCUGAAAGCAUGGUCAUUGAAAAGGAGAUUAAAAUACCCCAUGAGUUUCACAUGUCCAUUAAGAGAGACUUUAAGGAGCCCAGACACCAGCUGGUUGAGGUGAUCGGGCAGCUGGAGGAGAACCUUCCGGAGCGGGUGAAGGAGGAGCUCUCUGCCCUCACCUCGGAGGGCCAGGGCGGGCUGGGGAAACUUUCGGUUGAUGUGAAGAAAGUCCAGACCUCAGGCGGGGAGGCCACGACUUUGGUGGCGGAAGUCAACCUCUCGCAAACCGUGGAUGCCGAUCAGUUAGACCUGGAGGAGCUGAGCAAAGAUGAAGCCGACGCCAUAGAGAAAGCCGUGGAGUCGGUGGUGCGAGAUACUUUGGCCAAGCGACACAGCCCAGGCCCGGGAAGCCCAGACGGGGACCCCGGAGUGGCAGCCCCAGCAACCGGCUUGGGCUUCAAGCGCUGGGCCACCCAGGAACUGUACCGGCCCUCUGGUGAGGACAGCGAGGCCAGCCCAGCCCCUGACAGCACAGAAAGGGUCCCUUUGCAGGGUCCAGUGUCGGCCACCGUGGAGGUCACCAGCCCAAGGGGCUUUGCACAGUCACACGUGCUAGAGGACGUAACCCAGUCUGUAAGACACAUCACAGUAAGCCCCACGGGGGCCCGGAGGACUGAGCGAGUCCCGCCCGAAGGACCCCCUGCAGGAGAGGUAAGAGGGGCCGGCGGCCUGCGUCAGGAGCGAGCCAGCUGGUCCGUGAGGCACUUUACAUCAGGACCCGAUCAAAGUCAAGUGUCCGAAGAAAUCGUCUUCCAGGGGCCCGUCCCUGCCGGUUGGGACGCAGGGGGCACCGAAGGGGCUGGCCCCGCAGAGCUCUCCGCAGACAGCGGCAGACCCGGUGGCCGCUGCACGUUGGGCCCCACACAAUUCCACGCUCACAGGGAAAGGGGAUUUCAGGGCUCCUUUCCUGGGGCAGGGGAGGGCGGUGACUAUUUCCUCACAGAAGAGUCAGUGGGGACCCAGACUUUUGUCAAGCACCUUCAGCUAGGCCCCAGAGAGGGGUUCGGAGAGCAAAUCCAGGUCGCAGUGCCCCUUUCAGACCCAGUGGAGUUGGGCGUCCGAGAGUGGUUGGGGACCGGCACAUCCAGCAGGCACAUUACAGUUGGCUCUCAGAGGCUGCAGACCACCGAGCACGUAGUUCUGCGGCCUGGGGAGCUGAGCAGCUCGGAGAGCGGCGCCCGGGGAGAGGGCUCAGCAGACGGGACCUGGGCAGCUCACGGGUACUCUGUGGGGAGGACAGUCCCGGUGACUCUGGAGGGAGCCUUCCAAGGGGCCGGGUCCCAGCCUCCUCAGGAGGCUGGCGGGAGAGACACGUCAGGGGCAGAAGAGACGCUGGGCACGGGCAGAUCCUUCAGGCACGUUCAGCUGGGCCUUACAGAAACACAAACCUCUGAACGCAUUGUCUUCCCUGGGCCUGUUUCCCAAGUACCGGGCCUCACCGGUUCCAGGGACGCCCCUGCGCAGGGCGAGUCAGCAGAGAGCGGGACGCUACGGCACAUCGCGCUGGGGCCCAAAGAAACGUCGUUUACCUUUCAGAUGGACGUGAGUCACCUCGAAGCGACCCCCAGCUGGACCCCAGAGGGCACAGUCCUCCUCCCCGCAGGGACGGGAGCGGAAGCUCGUAGUGGAGCCUGGAGAAAUGCGGGCCGUAGGGGUGAUGGGGCGGUCAGCCCGAGCGCUCAGGGCCAGGGGCAGGCUCCGUUUGAUAAGACGGUGCAGCUACAGAGAAUGGUAGACCAGAGGUCGGUGGUCUCGGAUGAAAAGAAAGUGGCCGUCCUCUACCUAGACAAUCAGGGGGAGGAUGAGGAGGGGCAUUGGUUUUGAUGAAUAUUUGAAAUGGUAUCUGAUUGCGCAGCAUGCCAACACGCGAAGGCCUUUACUUAAGGGGGCGGCACCCACUCUUUAGGAAAACCUCCCCCUUCUUUUUAAUUUCUCCAAAGAGUGUCCCAGGCGAGGUCAACUUACUUUACAACCUGUAAAGGUUUUGAAUUGAUUCACGCCUUAAAAGGCGUUGGGAUUUGCUUUUUGAGUUGGGACUUUUGCAGAAAUACUUUGUAUCUUUUUUUGUCUUAAAAGUUGUUUUUUUUGGUGUGUGUGGAGUUUUCACUCCUAGAGACAGUUUGUACCAGUUCACACCUGGUCACAGAAAUGCCUGGCAUUGGUUUGAACUUUAGGUAAGCGGCCUAAACAGUAACCAGGCUAAAGUUACUUAGUAUUAAAGAGUAAAUUUACCUGCAUGUGCUAAUAAGAAACAGUCAACUAACCUUUUAAGGAGAAAAAAAAAAAAAUCAAUACGUUUUUCUCCCUUUCUGAAGUCUUUUCAACAAGAAAUCUGAGGAAAUGAGCAGACUGCUUACUAAUUAGGAGAAAUCUAAAUGCUUUCACUCUUAGGAAAAAAGGUACUUGUCAUAGAGCUAAAUUCACUUUAAGAUGUAAAUGAAUUGCUUUCUAUGCGCAGAACUUUUAAACAAUAUAGCACUUUAUUUAUGGAGAGCAUAGCUCCAGCCUAGAGUGGCAUUUCAGAUCAGGCUUGUGCUAUGUUGGCCCAGGUUCCGAGGACCUUCCCAGGACCCGUGUGCAGGGGAAGCGAUUGUUACAAGUCACUCGCGGUACCAUUUCUUCCCUGUGGCACUAGCUCUAAAGAUUCUUCUUUGGCCACGACCUAAGCUCUGGAGUUGCCAGCUCUUGUCAGGGGGUAUUUGAACUUCUCUGCGCUUUUGCUCUCAGCACGGAAACAUUUAACAUCACUGGUGGGAAGCAGACCCCGAAGCCAGGAAAGGGAAUGUUGAUGUUGGAAGGCCGCCUGGGCUGUGGGUGGUGAAAUCGGAAGCCUGGGGUGAAGGGCGCCCCCCCCCCCCGCCCCGCAACAGAAGGAGCCCUUCUCCGCCCACCGCCAACGCGGUGGGUGUGUCUCUGAGCUCCAAGAGGGAGAGAUGAAAAAUGACAACCAACACAGACAUUUUUGCACUUUCAAUGGGAGUCAUUACCAGGGGGUGGUUUUGUCUGAGAAAAUGAAGAACGCGGGAACUAGGAUAAGGUGUUUGGGGGAACAGAGUGGGGGCCUCUCCCAUCGCCCAGCAGUGAAGCCCCCAGAAAAGGACCUGCAAGACUGCAGAGGCUGCUCCCGUGGUCCCCAGCAUGGGGACCCGCAGAUCUAUGCCACUGCGUUUCAGAUAAUGGAAUGAGCGUGUUCUGGUGGAUCCGUUUUAUUUUACACAAGGCUAUUGUUUUUAAAGCUUCCAUCUUUAAAGGUGCAGCCUCAUGUUAGAUCUAGUAUCCUCAACAGCACAGCAGUAUUUUAAUCCCAAUUAGUCUUUGGCAUAAACAUUGUGUAAACUACGCUGCCUCUAACACAGUAUCAUAGAACUGCCUGCAGUGCACAGAUAAUCAUCAUCAUGGUUCUGUCGCCCUUGGGUGGGUUAUGAUGAAAGAGGGGUGAGUAUGGCAUUUGAGGUGCUUCCCUCCAGGUUCCCCAUGACAGCCCUUGGACUCCUAAGAUGCACGUCUCCUCAGCGCCGAGAAAUGGUUACAGCAGGAAGCUUAGGAAGAGUUCGUUUUCUCUAUUGAUGAGUGGAGGGAAAACGUAGCACAGCUUUUGGGGUGAUCGCGUUGAAAAACACUGCGAAUUGGGAAUAGGAAAUAGAUUUGAAUGGCUUUGUCGCCUACCAAAUGAACUAGUGGUUGGCACCAACCGGCCAGGGAGGUGAGGGCUUUGCAAACCAGGACUUCUCCUUUCUAAUGCAGUGCAAGGCGCGCUGACUGCGUUAGCUGUGAUUGUAACGGUGUUUGCACGAGGGAUUUAUCGGAGAGAAUUUGGUCAGGGCAGCAGCCUCCUGUUCUGAUGGAUGUACAGGCUGAUGAUGUGGAGCCGAUGAGGUGUGUCUGCGUGGCUUCGUUCCAUGCCACUGCCGUAGCUCACGGCCUUGGAAGCGGGUGCUAACGUGCGCACAUUAAUAUUGUGAUCCGCUCCUCUUCGGAAAAAUAAACAUCUGCGAUCCGAAUUCCCAUCUCUGUGUUGCCGUCUCUUUGAGAAGUACCUGCCAGGAGUGUUUAGCAAUGCGGAGUCAUGAGCUGCCCACGGUUACUGAAUCUGGUCACCUGGGAACUGGGUGCAUCCUGAACACUGGGACAGGCCACCCUCCAGCUUUGUGCCCUUCAAACCCUGUCCCUCCGGAGACAAUAGGAAUCAGCUCUGUCGUCAUUUGGGGGGGAGGGCACAGUCUUCCCCUAUUUAUUGUUGUUUAGAAGAACAGUAUUAACGGAGUGUUGCGCACCUUCCCACUGGUUGUUUUGAUGUUUGUUUAAAAUGUAUGUUUAGAAUGGAAUCAUCUAAAAAGCUUAUUUUGCCAAUCUCCUGUUCUUUACAAAGGGAAAUGUCACAAGAAUGUGUAAAAAUAAAAAUCGAAGGAAAAAAACCCAAAACCUCACUUUGCUCCUGAAGGGAAUGAAUGUUUUUCCAGGAAGUGCUGUGUUUUCUAUUUAAACCCUAAUUGAAACAUGUGUGUUUACAUGUGUUUUACAUGAUGGCAUGGAGUUACUGGGGAGAAUGCAUGGGAGAAGGCCCAGUGCUUUCACUCGCUGCUCAAACCAGAACUUGAUGCUGUUUGCGCAGAACCAGAAAGCAUGGCAGGCAGAGCCCAGACCAGCUGGCCUGUGUUCAAAUACGGCCUGGACAGUUGGUGCGAGAAUGCUAUCGUCACGGCCGGGAAGGCGGGGCCAGGAGAAGACUGACCAUCCCAUUUGCCUGGGACAUGGGACCUUCAUUGCUAAAAUCAGGACAGAGGAAUAGUUAGAUGCCCUUACCUGUUUGUAACCUUUUACCAAAAAAAAAAAAAAAAAAAAAAUCCACAAAUAGCAAUUGUCUUCCUCUCUUGUUGGAAUGAACACAGUUAAUAGAUGGGUGAUAUUUGGUACAAUAUUCCAAAAUUCAUUCUUUCCCAGGUGGUGGCUGCAUUUUCCAAAAUGUGUUUUAGUUCCUGCGAUUCCAAGCUAUUAUGCUCCAAGAAAUACAAAGAAGAGAAUGUAACAACAGACUAUUCGUCGGCUCAGGCUGCUAUAACAGAAUACCACAGACAGGGAGGC
Messenger RNA from Pteronotus mesoamericanus, 7966 nucleotides. RefSeq names its product synemin (gene SYNM). The transcript has 4 exons. NCBI's taxonomy places the organism in Eukaryota, Metazoa, Chordata, Mammalia, Chiroptera, Mormoopidae. Gene Ontology annotation, biological process: intermediate filament cytoskeleton organization; fast-twitch skeletal muscle fiber contraction. Gene Ontology annotation, cellular component: intermediate filament; neurofilament cytoskeleton; costamere. The coding region runs from base 110 to 4708 and encodes 1532 amino acids. Gene Ontology annotation, molecular function: vinculin binding; intermediate filament binding; structural constituent of muscle. The record is from RefSeq and is a predicted model, not a curated record.